Messenger RNA from Acaulospora morrowiae, 648 nucleotides. The record is from the annotation of a GenBank genome assembly. NCBI's taxonomy places the organism in Eukaryota, Fungi, Glomeromycota, Glomeromycetes, Diversisporales, Acaulosporaceae.
AUGACCAUCAAGCUUAUAGGAUUUAAUGCCUCACCUAACACUCUUCGUGUGCUUUAUGUGCUUAAGGAAUUGGAAAUUCCGUAUGAGUAUGAGGUUCCAAGUAACUUCGCUCACAUCAAGUCACCAGAAUUUUUAAAGAUGAACCCUUUUGGACGAGUUCCGGUUCUCAUUGACGGUGACUUUACAAUCUACGAAUCUCGCCCUAUCUGUCACUAUUUAAUUAGGGAAUACCAUGGCAAAUACAACUCUACCCUCUUGAUACCCAGUGAUAUCCGUAAAGCUUCACUUGUCGGUCAAUACCUAUCAACCGAGACAUGCGACUAUACCAUUCCCGUGGGAAAAAUUGUUAUGCAAGAAGUAAUUUCCAGGCUUUACGGAGGCAGUCCAGAUCCAGAAAAAGUUAAGGAAGCUCGCGUGGAAGUUGAAAAGGUGUUGGACAUUUAUGAGAAAAUAUUAGAAGGGAAAGAUUAUUUAGUUGGUGAAUUUUCUUUUGCCGACAUUUCUCACUGCCCAGGUAGCUAUUUAGCUGCUGUUAAAGGGGGUCAUAAAGAUUUGUGGGAUGCGAGACCCAAUGUUAAGAGAUGGAUUGAAAACCUGUUCGCGCGUGAUGCUUGGAAGAAGACUCUAGAAGAAACCGGUAAUAAUUAA